Westerdykella ornata is the source of this 4462-nucleotide messenger RNA. RefSeq lists its product as uncharacterized. NCBI's taxonomy places the organism in Eukaryota, Fungi, Ascomycota, Dothideomycetes, Pleosporales, Sporormiaceae. Gene Ontology annotation, molecular function: protein binding; nucleic acid binding. Gene Ontology annotation, cellular component: mRNA cleavage and polyadenylation specificity factor complex; nucleus. The transcript is spliced from 9 exons. The coding region runs from base 87 to 4292 and encodes 1401 amino acids. The record is from RefSeq and is a predicted model, not a curated record.
CCGUCGCCCAAAUCCGAAUUGCACGCUGCCUCAACCGUCAAUGCGGAAUAUGACCGGCAGCGCUGAUCUUGAUACCCUCUAUUAUCAUGCAGUGCUACACUGAAUUGGCUCCUCCGACAGCCGUCAGCCACGCAGUGCACCUUCCUUUCCUCUCUUCGAAGGCCAACAAUCUAGUCGUCGCGAAGAACUCCUUGCUGCAGAUAUUCGAGUUCAAAUCGACCGUCACCGAAGUCCCUCAAAAUGGCGGCGAAUUCGCAGACAACGUGUCCCCAAACGUGGAUAUGGAGGCAGCGGACGUGCCUCUACAGCGCACCGAAAACACAGCAAAACUCGUGUUGAUAGCAGAGUUCCCUCUUGCUGGCACUGUGAUAUCGCUUGGGCGGAUAAAGGCACUAAAUACCAAGUCAAGGGGCGAGGCACUGCUGGUGGCUUUUCGGGAUGCAAAGCUGAGCUUGGUGGAGUGGGAUCCAGAGGCCUUCAACCUCAAUACCAUAUCAAUACACUUCUAUGAAAACCCAGACUUGGCGGGUGCACCAUGGGAUGCGGAACUGAAAGACACUUACAACUUUCUGGCAGUGGAUCCCGGCAGCAGAUGUGCCGCACUCAAGUUUGGGACGCACAAUUUCGCCAUCUUGCCCUUCAAACAGCAAGGGCUGGCCGAGGAGGAUUACGACUCAGAUUUGGACCAGCAACGAGCAGAACGCGCCGGCGCAGGGGACGGGAGCAACGGGGAAAGCGUCCCGUAUCUACCGUCUUUUGUGCUUCCCCUGACGCACCUUGAUCCUGCUUUGACUCAUCCUGUCCAUUUGGCUUUCUUGCAUGAGUACCGCGAACCAACUUUCGGCAUCGUGGCGGCGUCUCGUGCUGCGGCUCCGUCUUUGCUAGCUGAGCGGAAAGAUGUCUUGACAUAUACUGUUUUUACGUUGGAUCUAGAGCAGAAGGCCUCUACGACGCUUUUAUCUGUGCAAGGAUUGCCUUACGACAUUUUCCAAGUCGUUCCUCUACCGCUCCCAAUUGGUGGGGCAUUAUUGGUUGGAGGAAAUGAAAUCAUACAUGUGAGCCAGGCAGGAAAGGCGAAUGGAGUGGCCGUCAACGAGCUGGCUAAACUGAGCACCUCCUUCCCUCUAUCAGAUCAAUCGGACCUUUCCUUGAGGCUCGAGGGUUCCACUACCGAAAUUCUAAAUCCGGAUAACGGUGACGUCCUUCUUAUCCUUAAUGAUGGCUCUAUUUUCACUCUCACUUUCACUCUGGAUGGAAGGUCAGUGUCAGGGUUGACCUUGCAGCCGGUCGCUCAAGAUCACGGUGGAAAGGUUCUCAAUUGCCGAUCAUCCUGUGCCGUCAAUCUGGGCCGGGGAAGGCUUUUCAUUGCAAGCGAGGACGCCGACUCUGUGCUUCUGGGCUGGAGCCAUCGCUUCGCCUCUGGCGCAAGCAAACGAGGCCAAGCCGACGCCAACGCAGACGAAGAAGCAAUGUCAGCGGACGAGAUGGAAGAGGAUGAUCUUGACGAUGAUCUCUACAAUGACACUGCUCCAGUCAAGAAAGUCACAAUAGUCUCGGCAGAGCCGACGCCGGAAGGGACGUACGCAUUUAGGAUUCACGAUGUACUUCCUAGUCUCGCACCCAUCAAGGAUGUUGUGUUGAGCUCAAGGGCCGACGCGAGGAGAAUAGACAUCCCCAAUUCGAGCCACAUGCCUGGUGACCUCCUUCUUGCCACAGGGAGAGGGCGUGCCGGCGCCAUAACGAAGCUUGAACAAGAUAUAAUCCCUACAGAUCUAGGUCAAUCUGUACUCAAAUCAGCACGAGGGCUUUGGGCAGUCCAUGCAAAGAAACAGGCGCCUAGUGGUGUAGUCGCCGAUAUCGGACAGGACAUGGAAGCGAACAUAUCUUCUGAUGUUGAUUACGAUCAGUAUCUCGUCGUCUGCCGUGCUGGCUCGAGCGGCACAGAAGAUACUGUUGUUUACGAGGUUAACGGGACUGAUAUUAAGGAAACCUCGAAGGGAGAGUUCCAGCGCGAGGAAGCAUCAACUAUGAACGUUGGGACGCUUGCUGGCGGUACCAAGGUGGUCCAGGUCAUGCGUAGUGAGCUUAGAACCUAUGAUUCCGAGCUUAACAUGGACGAAAUCAUCCCAAUAGAGGACGAGGAAACUGGCACCGAGCUUAGAAUCAUCAGUGCCAACUUUGCCGACCCGUAUCUGCUACUUCUCCUCGAAAACUCUAGUAUCAAGAUUUUCAAAGCAGGCAGUGGUGGCGAAGUAGAAGAAGUCGAAUGCAGUAAUUUGACGUCAGUAAAAUGGCUGUCAGCGUCUCUUUACAAGUCUAAUCUCAUCACUGGUAUCUUCGCCUUUCUCUUGACACCCGAAGGAGCUCUAAAGAUAUUCUCAAUGUCUGAUUUGGACCAACCCGGCUUCGUCGCAGAAGGGCUCACUUUCCUUCCCCCGCUACUCACAGCUGAUUACACCAGCCGGAAGAAUGCUGGAAAAGCUGCUAUUACCGAAAUACUUGCAGCUGACUUGGGUGAUACUGUAUCUAAGUCUCCUCAUCUCAUAGUCCGCACUUCGACAGACGACCUCGUCAUUUACAAGGCAUUCCACUAUCCUCAUAAGGCCGCCUCUGACCCGUGGACGAAGAAUCUGCGGUGGCAGAAGCUUUCCCAACCACGUCUGCCUAGGUAUAGCGAAGAACCCGCCAUGGAAGCAGAGGACGCAGGAAGGGAGAGUACGCUUGUUGCGCUCAGCAAUGUCUGUGGAUAUAGUACCGUUUUCCAGCGCGGAACGUCUCCUUCAUUUAUUCUCAAGGAAGCUUCGAGCGCUCCACGCGUCAUCAGUGUCGCUAGCAAACCAGUGAAAGGUCUUACCAGAUUCCACACGUCGAGCUGCCAAAGAGGGUUUGCAUUUAUCGAUGCAGACGACAACUUCCGCAUAUCACAAUUGCCAGCUGAGACACACUUCGGUCAUCUCGGUUGGGCGGUCCGGCGUUACCCGAUGGCAUCAGAGAUUUGCGCACUUGCCUAUCACCCGAGAGAUGUUUACAUUGUUGGCACAGGGCAGACGGAGGAGUACAUGCUGCCAGAUGAUACGUAUCAUUACGAAUGGAAACCCGAAGAUAUCAAAUUCUUUCCUCGUGUCGAGCGAGGGGUCAUUAAGGUGUACGAUGCGAAGACGUGGACCCUUAUUGAUACACAUAUCCUUGAGCCGCAAGAAGUUAUAUUAUGCAUCAAAACUCUCAAGUUAGAAUAUUCCGAAACCACUCAUGAACGCAGAGCUUUGGUAGCAGUUGGUACUUCCAUAGUCCAUGGGGAAGACCUGGCAACAAAGGGCAACAUACGCAUCUUCGAGGUCAUCACCGUCGUACCAGAGCCUGGUCGACCUGAGACUAACAGACGAAUGAGACUGAUUGUGAAAGAUGAAGUCAAAGGAGCCGUAUCCGCUAUCUCGGAGCUGGGUACUCAGGGAUUCCUGAUAAUGGCGCAAGGGCAGAAGUGCAUGGUCCGCGGUCUUAAAGAGGACGGAACAUUGCUCCCAGUGGCUUUCAUGGACAUGCAGUGCUACGUCACUGUGCUGAAAUCACUGCCGGGCACCGGCAUGCUUUUAAUGGGUGAUGCGUUCAAAGGAGUUUGGUUCUCUGGGUACACCGAAGAACCUUAUAAAAUGAUGCUCUUCGGGCGGAGUCGUAACCGUCUAGAAGUCCUAGCAGCCGAGUUCCUUCCCUUCGAAAAGCAAUUGCACAUCAUAGUUGCGGACGCGGACAUGAACCUGCAAGUCCUACAAUUUGACCCAGAAAAUCCCAAUUCCAUGGGUGGUCUCCGCCUUCUGCACAAAUCCACGUUCCACACCGGCCACUUCCCUUCAACAAUGCACCUAGUACACUCACCGAUGAAAAUGCCGAAUACCUCAGACAUCAUAGGAACCUCGGAUGGUCCCAUGGACGUCGAUUCCGAGGACGCAGGGCCCCUUCAUCAGAUCCUGCACACUUCGCAAUCCGGCACAAUAGCACUCAUCACCCCGCUCUCGGAGUCCUCAUACCGCAAACUCUCCGGUCUGGCGACUUUCCUGGCCACUGCGCUGGAGCCGACCUGCGGGUUGAAUCUGAGAGCGUAUAGGGCUGUGGAAAAUGAGCUUGGGGUUGCAGGCGGCAGUAAGGGUGUAUUGGACGGUAAUCUGCUCAUGAGGUGGGGUGAGCUGGGUGAGCAGAGGAGGAGGGAGGGUCUGACGAAGGUUGGGGCUGAGGAGUGGGUGUUCAGGGCAGAGAGGGAGGUGUUGAGUGGGAGGGGUGUGUUUGGGUCGAGGGUGUAGUUUGGCGAUUGAUAGCGGUGUAUCAAUAGUGGCACUCAUUGAGGCAGGUCAGCUCUGAAGGUCUAUUGACUUCUAUUAGGGCUGCUGCUUUUCUCGCCUUCUAAAGUGUGGAAAGACUUCUGUGAGACUGAUUACGUGGGUCUCAGCGAGCGACCAUGCCAUCUCAACAG